ACUGCUUGAAGGUCAACAGGUCCACCGGGAAGGAGGAAAUGGUGAGUGUAGCGAACCCUGAGCCCAAGAUCUCCUCCCCACAUAGCAAAAUCCAGUGGGGCUUGAAAGGAAGAGGCUGCAGUGAAAGGUCUGCAGGAACCUCAGGAAAGAGAGGCAGUGGGAAAUGGGUUCUGAAUGCAGGCUAGAUCCACUGGCUCCAGUGAGCCAGAAUGGCAGCAAGAAGAAAGUCGCCCUCAAGAGCCCUCUGGGAACUGGUCCAAUCCUCUUCUAAGGCCAGCCAGAUGGGUGGGGUAUAAAUAAUAAAUUGUUAUUAUUAUUUUUAUUAUUAUUAUUACCCCCUGCAAGGGCCGGAUUGAGGUUUGAUGAGGCCCUCAGCUACUGAAGGUAAUGGGACCCUUUCUAUGUCCAGCUGUCCUUUGUCAACAACAAAUUGCUGCAGUUUUUUGUGUUGAAUAGAUGCUAUAUGGUAAUUUAUGAAUUUGCACAUCACAAAAUAUGUAUUUAAUCAAAGUAAUUGUUGAACUGAAAUAUAAUUAAGAAGAAGUAUAUUAAUAGUGAAAUACAUUUUCUUUUCCUUUAAUUUUUUGGGGGGGCCCAAAGAGAGCUAUAGCUUGUUUAGCUUAUAUGUAAAUCCAGCACUGUGGCCCCUGCCUCUUGUGGGAAGGGGUUCCGUAGCUCCAGGCUGCACUGUGUGAAGGAGGACUUUCGUCUCCCUGUCCUGAAUCACUUUGUCGGAUGCCCUCGAGUUCGAGAGAAGGAAAGCUUUCCCGGCAGGUCCACUUUCUUCCCGCUCUGCAUCCCUUCAUAAAUUUCUAUUGCCCACCCCCCGGCCUUCCCCGCAUUUUCCUUAAACCAAAAAGCCCGUCUUCAUGGGGGAAGGCCGUCCCCACCGAGAUGCCUUGAUGGCCCUGUUGAGUUGGGGGGGGGGAUUGAUUUUUUAAAAUAAUAUAUUUAUUAGGUUUUCCAUUUUAUAAUAUUAAAUACAUCUUUAUGGAACUCUUUCCUUAUUUGCUCACGCAAGCUGUCGACUUCCCUCCAUCCUGCCUCAGGGUUUUUUAUAAUUCCAGUUUUACCUCAUAGCAUUUGUACCUUUUCCAAUUUACGUUGGGGUCCUUCAUUUUAUCACGUAUUUUAAAUCAGUGUGGGCCAAACUCGGCCCUCCAGCUGUUUUGGGACCCCUCCAGCCAUAAGCAUUCAACAGAUAAAAAGCAAAUAAAGUACCUGCAGACAGCUUUCAAGCCACAUAAAAACAGCUUUUUGACUUUUUAAAGUAUUGUUAGCAUCUGGAGAAGAUACUUAACUACCGAAGCAGGGCCUUUUAAUGUGACCAGCAUAUUAUCUCUAUUGGCUCCUAAAGUGUCACAGCUACAAAAUUACAGCUUCCACGUCAUACUUUUUUAAAUACCCAAAUCGGGCAGAAAGCCAUCUAAUUCAGAUUUUAAUCCUAUCCUGAUUUGUUUUGAAGAGGUGAUUUAAUUAUUGUUUGAUUUUAUAUCAAUGUUUAUAUUUGAAGUUAGCCAUCCUGAGCCCGGUCUCGGCUGGGAUACAAAUAAAAAUUAUUUAUUAUCAUCAUCAUCAUUAUUAUCCCUAGCUAACAGGACAGGUGGUCAGGGAUGAUGGGAGUUGUAGUCCCCAAAAAUGGGGAGGGCCGAGUUGGGUCAUCCCUGUUCUAAAUAAAUGUAAAGAGGUAAUAAUUAUUGAGGGGGGGGGUUGAGCCCUGGUCCCCUCCCCGCUUCCCAGCCAGGAUACAAAUAAAAGUUUAUUAUUCUUAUUAUUCUUAUUAUCCGUAGCUAACAGAACCAGUGGUCAGGGAUGAUGGGAAUUAUAGUCCCUAAACAUGGAGAGGGCCAAGUUUGGCCUUCCCUGUUUUAAACAAAUGUAAAAAGGUAAUAAUUGUAAAAAAGGUAAAAAACCGUGCCUCCCCCCUCCGCUUCCCGGCUGGGAUACAAAAAAAUGUUUAUUGUUGUUGUUUAUUAUCCCCAGCUAACAGGACCAGUGGUCAGGGAUGAUGGGAGUCGUUGAUGAUGACGAUGAUGAUGAUUAUCAUAAUUCUUAUUGUUAUCCCCAGCUAGCAAGACCAGUGGUCAGGGAUGAUAGGAUUGUAGUCCCCAAACAUGGAGAGGGCCGAGUUGGGACAUCCCUGUUAUAAAUAAAUGUUAAAAAGGUAAUAAUUAUUGGGGGGGGGGGGUUGAGCCCUGGUCCUCACCACCGGUUUCCCGCCUCCCCCCUCCGCUUCCCGGCUGGGAUACAAAUAAAAGUUUAUUAUUAUUAUUAUUAUUAUCCCUAGCGAACAAGACCAGUGGUCAGGGAUGAUGAGAGUUGUAGUCCUAAAACAGCUGGAGGGCCAUCCCUGUUCUAAAUAAAUGUAAAAAGGUAAGAAUUAUUGGGAGGGGGUUGAGCCCCAGUCCCCCCCUCUGCUUCCCAGCCAGGAUACAAAUAAAAGUUUAUUAUUCUUAUUAUACUAUUAUCCAGGAUACAAAUUACAUUUGUGUUGGUUUAUUAUUAUUAUUAUUAUUAUUAUUAUUAUUGUUAUCCCUAGCUAACAGGACAGGUGGUCAGGGAUGAGGGGAGUUGUAAUCCCCAGACAGGCCUUCCUUGUUCUAAAUAAAUGUAAAAAGGUAAUAAUUAUUGGGAGGGGGUUGAGCCCCGGUGCGCCCCCCCCCUCGGCUUCCCAGCCAGGAUACAAAUAAAAGCUUCUUAUUCUUAUUCUUAUUAUAUUAUUAUCCAGGAUACAAAUUACAUUUGUGUUGGUUUAUUAUUAUUAUUAUUAUUAUUAAAUAAAAUUUGUGUUGGUUUAUUAUUAUUAUUGUUGUUGUUGUUGUUGUUAUCCCUAGCUAACAGGACAGGUGGUCAGGGAUGAGGGGAGUUACAAAUAAAAGUUUCUUAUUCUUAUUAUAUUAUUAUCCAGGAUACAAAUUACAUUUGUGUUGGUUUAUUAUUACUAUUAUUAUUGUUAUCCCUAGCUAACAGGACGGGUGGUCAGGGAUGAGGGGAGUUGUAGUCCCCCAACAGGCCUUCCCUGUUCUAAAUAAAUGUAAAGAGGUCAUAAUUGUGUGGGGGGGGCUUGAGCCCCGGUGUGCCCCCCCCCGGCUUCCCGCCGCCCCGUCAGCUUCCCCAGAGACUCCUUGCUGCCCCCCCCGGCUCGGGCCCGUCUCCUCAGGACCCCCUCCCCCCCCGUCUCCCCCCCCCACUCACCGGCUCCCUCCUCUCUCCGCCGCGCCGGCCUCCGCCCUGCCAGCAAGGCCCCCGCCCGGGCUGCCCGCUCGCCGCCGCCCGCCCCGCCCCACCCGCGACUCCCGCCACUUCCCGCGGCAGGCGCCGCGCGGGGCAGCUCCCCGCCAGAAGGCCCCUGGGGCCCGCGCAGGCGCACCCGGGGCCGGCGAAGCCGAGGGGGCGGGGCCGCGGCGCCUUCCGCCCGGCGAGGGGCGGGGCCGGGCUGCUCCCCGGCCGCGUGGGCGGGAGGAGGAAGAAGAGGGACUCGAUCCUUUGGGCUCCCGGGAAGGAGGGAUCCAGCGCCAGGGUAAGGGCUCCGUCCGCGACCAGCCUCGCCUCGAAUCGGGACCAGCUCUCUUGCAUAGCUGUCAAGGGAAAUUCCCUUCUUCCCUUAUUACAGUAUUCCCUUAUUAUUAUUCCGAAUAGGAUUCCUCGUGAGAAAAGGGAAACGGUGACAGCUCUGCUCUCUUGGUCCCGGUCCCGAUCGGCGCCCCCUUCCCCGCCCCGCCCGGGACAAGCCCACCAAGAUCCCCCUUCUGCCCCCACCCCAAAGCUUCCGGGGAUCCUGUCACCGUAAUUGAUCACUGUAAACUCUUUAGGAUUUGCGGGUGUUUAAUUUUACUGUUUACUAUUGGAUUCCAAUGGAUUGUUGAAUACUGCUUCAUUUGAUAAUAAUAAUUUAUUAUUUAAGCCGCCCAGAGUGGCUGGGCUGGGUGAGGUAUAAAUACAGUGGUACCUCGGGUUACAGACGCUUCAGCUUACAGACUCCGCUAACCCAGAAAUAGUACCUCGGGUUAAGAACUUUGCUUCAGGAUGGGAACAGAAAUCGCGCAGCAGCAGGAAGCCUCCCAGAGUGGCUUGGGAAACCCAGCCAGAUGGGCGGGGUACAAAUAAUAUAUUCUUAUUCUUAUUAUUAUUAUUAGCUAAAGUGGUGCUUCAGGUUAAGAACAGUUUCAGGUUAAGAACGGACCUCCGGAACAAAUUAAGUACUUAACCCGAGGUACCAUGGUGAUGAUCCUGGGCGGUGGGGGGUCUGCAUGGCGGCUUUGCCCACCCCCGGCGGGAGAGAGCAGAGUCCGUCCCGUCCCCUCUGGGCCGCUCUCCACCCUGCUUCCCAGGCCAAACCAGAGAGUCGGCUCUGCCUCAUUCCGGGUUGGCCAAUGAUUCAUAAAGGAGGAACUCAUUCAUGAAAUCCCCCGCACACACACAUGUGCGCGCAGCUGUCGGAAGGCGGCCCAGAGCUCGAGAGAAACGAAAGUGCCCCCGUGCAAAAGUUUAAAAGGCUCAAGGAGAUAGGAUAAUAAUAUAUUAAGGAUGGAAUAACAAAUAAAGUGAAUAACGCAACAAUAACAAAAAUAAUAGCAGGUACACGGGUGGAGGGAAGUACUGAGUUGUGGGGGAGGGAGGUGAAGGGAUUAAUUGAAAUUGUUAAAGAUGCGUAUAGGAUCUUUAGGAUGCGUAUAGGAUUUAAGAGAUUUAAAUUUUUAAAAGAUUCGAUAAGGAAAGCAGAAAGCAGCAAGAAACAUCAAGUAAAGGUAUCAGAGAGGAGAUCAGUGUAAAGGAAAACAUGAGACUUCUGGUUUGGUACAUAUGAUUUUAUUUUGGAGUUGUCUGUUGUAAAGAAUGUAUAUUAUGUGAAUAAAAUAAGAAAGGAUUUGGAAAAAGGAAAAAAGAAAGUGCCCCUGUGAACGAGAAGAGCCAAAGGGCAGGAGGGCGUGAGUGACGUCACACCGGCAUAACAUCACGGCGUGACCUCACACCCCACCCGUGGGACCUGUCAUCCUGUCAAGGGAGCAGCUCCACCCUGACUGGGAGCAGGGGCAGGGGAGGAACUGCCCGUCUGCCCGCCCGUCCCUUGCCAGCGCCUCUUCUCCUCCUUCUUUUCUUCCAGGAGCUCCAUGCCCAGGAAGAAAGAGGUGCAGGCGCUGCAGAGGCUCUGCCUGGAGAAUGUGGCCGGGAACAUGAGCUGCCUCUGGCUCAAGGAUUACGCCGACAAAUACCUGGACGAAUACCACUUCCGCUACAUCAUGGGGCCCUUCAGCGAGCUGGGUGAGUGGGUGCGGAAGGGGGCAGCGCCCAGGAGCCCCCAGCGGGCAGCAGGACCGGCUAAAGUCUUGCCUCCCAUAUUGGCAGCCGGCCGGCAGUCUUGGGUUUAGAAGCCGCCCAGAGUGGCUGGGGAAACCCAGCCAGGUGGGCGGGCUAUAAGUAAUAAAUUACAGUCAUACCUCAGGUUACAGACGCUUCAGGUUGCGUUUUUUCGGGUUGCGGACCACCAAAACCUGGAAGGAGUGGAACGGGUUAAUUCCGGGUUUCAGCAGUCGUGCAUGCGCAGAAGCGCUAAAUCGCACUUUGUGCAUGUGCAGAAGCCCCGAAUUGCAACCCGCGUGUGUGCAAAUGUGCUGCUGCAGGUUGCGAACGCUGUGAGUCGCGAACGUGCAUCCCGCAUGGAUCACGUUCGCAACCCGAGCGUUGUGAGCACACAGUGGGGUGAGGGAGAAGCGCACUCCAGAUCCUUGGCUCUUGGCACCAUCGCAGAUUAACAUCCUGGGUCUCCCCUCCCCCUUUCCCAGCUGGCUCGGUCGUCCAGGAGCUGCUCCAGCUGAUGGGGCAGAGCGGGCGUCUCACCCGCCCCAUGCUGCACCUGCUCCUGGUGCCGCACCUGACGCAGCUGAGCCUCAGCACCUGCCCAAAGCUGGUCACCAAGGCCAUCGCAGACAUCAUCACCGUGCGCUGCAAGGUAAGGGGGGGUGCAGGGGGCGCUGUGCCAGGACGGAGAUCCCUCGGGGAGGCACGUCUUCUGAGACGCUGCUUCCUCUCCCUGGCCUCCUGCCAUGUGGCUUCGCUCAGGCGCUUGAUGUGCUCGGAUCGGGGCCAUGGGAUGCCCUCCCAUGCGAUGUCAAGGAGGCAGAGAACUUUUAGGAGACAUCUGAAGGCAGCCCUGUAUAGGGAAGCUUUUAAUGUUGGAUAAUUUAUUAUGUUUUUACUCUGUUGGCAGCUGCCCAGAGUGGCUGGGUAGUAGUAGUAAUAAUAAUAAUAAUAAUAAUAAUAAUAAUAAUACCGUAUUGGACUGAAUAUAAGCCUCACUUUUUUUCCAAAUUCCAACCAUGAAAGGUUAGUGCGGCUUAAAUUCGAGACCUUACAAAAAUAGGCUUUGAAACAGACAUACGGUAAAACAAAACAGGUGUGAGUUCCUGCGGAAUUUUAAGGGAGCGUCUCAUUUUUGAGUAUUGUCUUUUCUUCUUUUCCCCCCUUGAACUUUAAAGGUGCAGCUUAUAUUCGGGUGUGGCAUGUAUUCAGGCCAACACGGUAACAAUAAUUAAUUUGCUCUGCUGGCAGCAUGGCCACGUAAUCAUGGUGUCCCAGGAUCCUUAAAAAAUAUAUUUUUAUGCUUUUCAGGUGUAUACAUUUCACUAAUUUUACAAUCAUUUUAGCAUUUCAAAACUUGACUUCUUUCCCCCUCUUUCUGCGGUUCCUUAACUUUAUUUUUAAUAUCUUCUCCUUAUCUAAAUUAACUUAAUUUGCUCAUUUAUUCAUCUACUUUACAUAUAUACUCUUAUCAAACUGCAGGUUAUUACAAUAAUCCUGCCAACCUUCUUAUCUGUUUACAAUUUAUCUGUAAAUGCUCAAUAAAGCAUUUCCAUUCUUUUCUAAAAAGUAUAUUGAUUUCUUAUUCUUCCGGUAAGUUUUGCCAUUUCUGCGUAUCCCAUAGGUUUUUGUAUCCGUUCUUCCUUUGCUGGGACUUCUGCUUCUUUCCAUUUUGGGGCGAGUAACGUUCUUGCUGCUGUGGUAGCAUACAGGAAUAAGCUUCUAUAUCGUUUCGGUAGUUCUGUCCCUAUAAUUCCUGGGGUCCCUUUGCCCUCUGUCCGACUCUCAUUCUCGCUCCUUUUCCCGAGGCAGAACCUGUCCUCCCUGGAUCUCCGCGGCUGCAGCCGGAUCCCUGCCGACUCCCUCGUUGACCUGGCGGAAAUCCUGCCCGGCCUCACGAAGCUGAACCUCUCAGGGACGCAGUGCAACACAGCCGUCCUCUCGGCUGUGGGCUCCUCCUGCCGCCGGCUGCGCGAACUGGACGUCUCUGCCUGCGCCCGGCUGUCCGGGGCCUCCCUCCUGUACCUGGCCUAUGACCCCAUCGCGGGCGCCUUCUGCUGCCCGGCCUUGCAAGCGCUGGCAGCGUCGGACCUCGAACCCAGCGCCUCCAGCCAGGACCUCCUCUGGUCCCUGGUGUUCCUGCUGCUGGCCCUGCCCAGCCUGAAGUCCCUGGCCAGCAGCCUCGUCCCGGACGCCGUGUGCUUGGUCCACCACCAGGAGUUUGGCGGGGCCCAGAUCCCCCCGGAGUUUCCGUCCCUGGAGGAGCUGGCGCGGCGGCACAGGGCACCUUCCUUCACAGGCGAGGGGAGUGCCAAGCUCACGCUGCCCCUCCGGGAGAUGCUGGAGGUGAGCGAGGACUCCUUGCCUGCCAUCUGCGCCGCGUGCCCCCAUGUGGCGAGGGCCACGGUGAUCCUCGAAGACGGCCCUGCCAAGGGCAAAAGCCCCCUGUUGUCCUGGCACCGCCUUGCCCACCUGACGCUGAGCUGCCAGGGGAACAGGCACCUGGGGGAGCUGCUGCCCCUGGCCACCGCCCAGGGCAGCCAGCUCCAGACCCUCUCGCUGGGGGGCUUCUCCCUCGAAGACCCUCUCUCCUUCCCCACCCUGCUGAGCCGCUGCCCAAACCUCCGGGAGCUCAGCGCCUCCUUCUGCGCCCCACAGCUGCCCGGCUGGCACUGGGAACCGCUUGCAAACGGAGACGGAGGCUUGGAUGUCAGCCUCGUUCCCCUCGACAAAUUCCCUCGACUCCGUGCCUUUCGGCUCAUCUUGGCCGCGUCCGACGCUCCUCUGCCUUCUCCGCACUCCGCGGUGCUGAGCGCCACCCUCCUGUCUCUGCUGAGGAAUUCCCCGUGCCUGGAAACCCUGGAGCUGAUCCACGUGCCUUUCCCCUUGGACGGGCUGCUUCAGAAGGCGCUGGAGACCCCUGGCACCCCCCUGGCACACCUGCACAAGGUCUCCCUGGCCCACAGCCAGGUGUCUGCCCAAACCGCCCACCUGCUGCUGUCUUCGGAGAAUCAGCUCGGACACCUGGACUUGCAAGGUUGCCCAGAUGUUACCCGGGGAGACCAUGACCAGCUGCUCAGGAGGGUCCACCGCGAACGCAUGGACCUGCUUGUCCUGUGGAGGUGAAAGUCUCUGCCCCAUUCAGCCUGCAAUGGGGCGUCCCCCUUGUGCCGAGGCUCGGAGCGCAAAGUGAGUGUUACGUUUGCAGAAUGCAAGUGCCGUCUCUGCGCCCAGCAAACGCCAGCAGAGCCGGGGGGUGGGGAAACGAGGUCCCUUGCAAGGGGUCAGCUGAGACGAAGCGAGGGCCAGAGUGAUGCCUCAGUGCUUGCAGGAAACAACAUUGCACUUGGCAAGAGGCUGUGGAGAGCAGGGCAGCCAAAGAUGCCAGAAGACUCAUGGAAUUCUAGGGUUGGAAUUUACUCCCAAGUAGGCUUUACCCCCAAGGGACGCGGGUGGCACUGUGGGUUAAACCACAGAGCCUAGGACUUGACCAUCAGAAGGUCGGCGGUUCGAAUCCCCGCGAUGGGGUGAGCUCCCGUUGCUCGGUCCCUGCUCCUGCCAACCUAGCAGUUCGAAAGCAAGUCAAAGUGCAAGUAGAUCAAUAGGUACCACUCCGGCGGGAAGGUAAACAGCGUUUCCGUGCGCUGCUCUGGUUCGCCAGAAGCGGCUUAGUCCUGCUGGCCACAUGACCUGGAAGCUGUACGCCGACUCCCUCGGCCAAUAAAGCGAGAUGAGCGCCGCAACCCCAGAGUCGGCCACGACUGGACCUAAGGCUUGCCAAGAUAUAUAAGACUGAAUCAGAUAAAUGCUGGAAAUGCAAAGAGGAAACGUUCUUUCAUAUGUGGUGGACCUGUUAAAGGAUAAAAGAGUAUUGGGAAAUGAUCCGUAAUGAAUUGAAAAAAAUGUUUUAAAGUACUUUCCCCAAAAAACCAGAGUCCUUCCUGUGGGGGAUAAUUCAGACUGACAUUCCCAGGGGUCAAAAAAGGUUGUUUAUGUAUGCCACUACUGCAGCCCGUGUUUUGUUAGCCCAAAAAUGGAAAACGAGCCAGGUCCCAAUCAAAGAACAAUGGCAGCUGAAGUUGACAGAAUAUGCACAGCUUGCAGACUUAACAUAAUAAGAGAACAAGAAGAACAUACGAAGAUUGGAAAACGUUUAUUGAAUAUAUGGGAAAUAAUGACUGUGUACAGCAGAAAACGCAGGCAGCGUUAAGAUAAAUUCAACAGGGUAAACAAGUUUGACGGAUGCAGUAAUGGAAUACUGAAUGGCGUAGUUUGUGUAAAAUAUGCAGGGAUUUAUGAUAUGUAAAAUGAACCAUGGAAAGAGAAGAAGUCGUUGAUAUCUUGAGGAUGUAAAAUGAGUAUUUUAAAUUGUGAAACAGAAAAUUUAAUAAAAAAAUUAUACGGAAUGGACUUCCAAGGGGCAUCUAGUCUAACCCCCUGCAAUGCAGGAAUCUCAGCUCAAGGAUCCCUGACAGGCAAACAUCCAAGCUCUGCUUAAAAGACUCCCAUGAGAAAGAUUCUGAUGCAACAUCACGAAAGGAAGAAUCCUGCUGCAAAGAAUUUUACCUUCUCUGAACAAUUCUGAGCACAAGCAGGGAGCCCACGGAAAUUCCGCUUCUGGGGUCAGUCCCAAGUUAAUACAUAACAGCUGCUGCGUGAAAAUAUCCUGCCCCGUGUGCCUUCAGCCUUUUCCCUUUCCCUUCGUGUUCAUUUCUGGGGAGGCUCAGCCACCCUGGGCUCCCCAGCUCCUUCCUUUCCACCUGCACUUUCAGGGACGGAGAGGCAGUGAGAUGUAGUGGUUAGAGCAUCAAACUGGGACCCUGGAGACCUGGGUUCCAUUCACUACUCUGCCUUGAGCCUCACUGGGUGACCUUGGGGGCCAGUCACCAACCCUCCGCCUGACCUACCUCACGGGGUUGUUGUAAGGAUAAUAUGGGAUGGGGAGGAGGGUGCAGGCCACCUUGAGCUCUGCAGGGGGAAAACGGGAUAUAAAAUGCAAUAAAUAUUAAAAUAUAACCCUUUGUCCCACCAUGUAACAGCUGCAACUUAACACUGUGCAGUUGGAAUGGAGGGGGGAACUUGAAGUGCUUUUAAACUGAAGAUUUAAUACAGUUGUUUUGUCAAUCCUUCUUUUAAUAUUGCUGGUGUUUUUGUACUGGUUUUUGUACUUGUUCCUCUUGAAUUCUCGCUGCGUGGUUUAUCCUACGGUGCUUCUUCGAUGGGCCCCCAUGACCUACACGUCUCACUCUCUGCUGCGUCCAUAUUUUGCAUUAUAUCUCAAUAAACCGUUGAGUUUUGCUUCCUUUGCCGUCUGGAGUCCAUGCUCUUUGCAUCUGCAUUGCAGCUGCACUUUAGGUCAUGCAAAUCCAAGCCCAGGUUAUCCCUG
This is a messenger RNA of Podarcis lilfordi (Lilford's wall lizard), 10684 nucleotides long. Lineage: Eukaryota; Metazoa; Chordata; Lepidosauria; Squamata; Lacertidae. The record is from the annotation of a GenBank genome assembly.